Monodelphis domestica (gray short-tailed opossum) is the source of this 9861-nucleotide messenger RNA. It is a transcript of the gene TMEM132B, whose product is annotated as transmembrane protein 132B. NCBI's taxonomy places the organism in Eukaryota, Metazoa, Chordata, Mammalia, Didelphimorphia, Didelphidae. The record is from RefSeq and is a predicted model, not a curated record.
UGUUUUUUUUUUUUCCCUAGAAUAAAUGCCUCCUUCUAUGAGAUCUUACAGAUGGACUUUGAAAUUGACAACAGCAGUGGGUUGGCGGGAGCUCAGCAAGUUACCUGGCAAGUCGAGUACCCCGGGGAAGACUCGGCAAGCGAGCUGGUGGUCUCCGAGAUCUUCGUCAGCCAGACAACGUUCGCCGGCAUCGUUCCUCUGGCAAUGGACACGGAAGUAUUGAACACUGCUAUUCUGACGGGGAAGGCGGUCUCAGUUCCAGUCAAAGUGGUUGCUGUAGGACAGGAUGGUUCGGUGGUCGAUGUUUCGGAUGCAGUGGAGUGUAAGUCCACAGAUGAAGACGUCAUUAAGGUUUCGGAUAACUGUGACUCCAUCUUUGUGAAUGGAAAGGAGAUGAAGAGUAAAGUCGACACCAUUGUGAACUUCACCUACCAGCAUUUCACUACUCAGCUAGAAGUGACCGUCUGGGUCCCAAGGCUGCCUUUGCAGAUUGAGAUCUCAGACACAGAGCUGAGUCAGAUCAAGGGAUGGAGAAUCCCCGUUGCUCCCAACAAAAGGCCCACUCGGGACAGCGAAGACGAUGAGGAUGAUGAAAAGAAAGGGCGAGGCUGCACCCUUCAGUACCAGCAUGCCAUGGUGCGUGUGCUGACCCAAUUUGUGGCGGAGUCCUUGGAUUUAGGAGGCCAGCUGACCUAUAUGUUGGGCUCUGAUUGGCAGUUUGACAUCACCGAUCUAGUAACAGAUUUCAUGAAGGUGGAAGAACCAAGAAUUGCCACGUUACAAGAUGGCAGGACGCUGGUCGGUCGUGAGCAGGGAAUAACAACAGUGCAGGUCCUCUCACCUCUCUCUGAUUCCAUCUUGGCUGAGAAGACAGUCAUAGUACUGGAUGAUCGGGUCACCAUCACAGACCUAGGGGUACAACUCGUGGCUGGCUUAUCUCUUUCUUUGCAGCCCAACAAAGGAAAUAAAAGAGCCAUUGUUUCAACAGCUGUUGCUCAUGAUAUUCUUCAUACCCCACAACAGGAAGCAAUAGUCAGUUCCUGGCUUUUGUUCAGCGAUGGCUCCGUCACUCCCUUAGACAUUUAUGAUCCUAAGGAUUUUGCUGUUGCUGUUACGUCGCUGGAUGAGAUGGUGGUAUCUGCCCAGCCAAACCUUCAGUCCAAGUGGCCCAUUGUUGUUGCAGAGGGGGAAGGGCAAGGACCAUUGAUCAAGUUAGAAAUGAUGAUCAGUGAACCUUGUCAGAAAACCAAGAGAAAAAGUGUCCUCGCAGUUGGGAAAGGAAGCGUCAGGGUAAAAUUUGGGCAGACAGUGGAUGAGAACCAAGGAAGCACCAACGAUAUCGAGGGUAUCAAUCGUGAAUAUAAAGAGCACCUGAGUAAUUCCAUAGAGAGGGAAGGAGAUCAGGAGAGGGCCAUACAGGAAUGGUCCAAACAUGGCACUUCAUUGGGCCAGGAAGAAAGUGGCAAUAAAUCCACCACUCCACAGUCAUCUCUGGAGGGAAAGGGUAACAAGUUCCUAGAGAAUGGCCAACUCCAGAAUAAUCCAGAUGCCUUCACAAGUUUCCCAACCCAAGUGGAGUUACCAGAGCCAAAUAAUCCCAAUGAUCUUUCACUGACCUCUAGGGGGUUAACAGACUUGGAGAUUGGCAUGUACGCCCUCCUCUGUGUCUUCUGCCUGGCCAUUUUAGUCUUCUUAAUCAACUGUGUGGCAUUUGCUUGGAAGUACCGGCACAAAAGGUUUUCAGUGAGUGAGCAAGGGAAUAUCCCUCACUCUCACGAUUGGGUAUGGCUUGGGAACGAAGUGGAGCUCUUGGAGAAUCCUGUGGACAUCUCGCUCCCAUCGGAGGAGUGCACCACCAUGCUUGACCGUGGGAUGCAGUUUGAGGAGAGCAACUUCCUUCUCAAUGGCAGCUCUCAGACAGCACUACACAGCCAACUCCUUCGGCCAUCCGAUUACGUUUAUGAAAAAGAAAUAAAGAGCGAACCUCUAAAUCCUGGCCCCAAAAGGAAACGAGUCAAGUUCACUUCAUAUACCACCAUUCUCCCAGAGGAUGGAGGUCCAUACACCAACUCUAUUCUCUUUGACAGUGAUGAUAACAUCAAGUGGGUUUGCCCAGAUAUGAGUCUUGGAGACUCCCAAGAGUUUAGAGACUAUAUGGAAAGACUGCAAGACCAGUUGUAAACUACUUUAUUAUGUUUGUAUUCACCUUUAUGCCUUCUGUUUUGGAAUGGUGGAGCAGGAAGUCCUGUCAGCAAUAGGGGAGGACAAAGCCAAGCUCAAGUCGUGGAGGUCUGGAGGGACCACUUCACAAGCGGGUAGAAGAGCUAUGAUGGUUUCAUUUGAAGCCAGGGCGUGCCCCUCACAAAAACCAUAUGGCGGAUCCUGGAAGGGUGUUGAGGGAAGGGGUCUAAGACAGCCAUUUUUUGAUACUGCCUGGUACUAGCACAGUGCUAAUACAAAUAAACUCUGACCCCACAGGACACAGCGCGAGUUUCAUGGCAUCUCAUGAUGGACAGCCGUUUGGAAUUAGAGGACCUGGGGGUUGAUUUUUUUUCUAUUCCUAGUCCUUUGUAAAGCACAGUGGACAUUUCCUUGCCCUUGGCCUGAGAAUAGACAUCUUUGAAAGAUAAUUGAAUGUAGCCAUUUCAUUUUAUUUGUGAUGAGCCGCGCUCAUGGUUUUUUAUAUACAUUUCUACCAACCCCUUAGUUCAUGUGACCUCUGGGUUUCUUUUAGAAAACGGAAGAGAAGAAAUCUCAAACUUUCCUUUUGGGGGAUUCUUUUGAUUUGUAUAAUAUUUUAGCCCAUUGUCUUUGCCAUGCUGUUUAUGAUGUGUUCAUUGGGAUGCUGAUUUUUUUCUCCACGUUGGCAUCUUUUAGCUUUUAGGGACAGUCCCUAAGAAUCUCAUCGUCAUUGUUUCCUUUUCUUCUUCCUCGCUGGAAUCCUGGUAGCAGGCAAGGGGGUGGGGAAGAUGUCCUUUGGCAUCUUUCUGCUCCAGCUUGAUAAGUUUGGAGGGGAGGGGAUAUUAAUGGGGCAUUAGUCAGUUUAUUUUUAUCCUGGGCAACUGGAAGUUAAUGGAAAAUCAGUGGGCCCUAUUUCAUAGGGGGGAAAUGCCUCAAUUAAAACAGCUGUAUUUAUAUAAGAAUGCUGUGGUCAGCACAUUUUAUUAUCCAAAUGGUGAUCUAAAAUCAGAACUGAUACACACAGAAAGAAAAUUGCCUAGGAUUUAGCAGAAGAUUCAAAUCUCCGUCUCCCCCCUCCCCCACUCCAUCCCCUGGACAAUUAUUAUUAUUAUUACUAAUAAAAUGGUAUUCUAAUUAGCAAUAUAUGUAGAAAUCCACCUAUACAGUGACUUGGAAAAAAAUAUCCAUUAUCAUAAUUCUGGAAGAGAUGAAACCUUUAUAGGAUGUGCACUGAAGGAGAAAAGGGAUGGGUAUUAUCCCAAAAAUUCUUCGGGAGGAAGUGACUGUUCCUCAGUUCAUGGAACAGUUUUUAUGAAAAAAUAAAUCAACAAACAUGAGGGCUGGCAAUAGAAAAUGGUAAAAGGAAAAAGGAGACAACGGGCCAUCUCUCUACAACUUGUAAGCUGGAAAAAAAAUUAUUCGAAGAACAACAUGGUUGGUUUUCAGUGAAGCAAAGAUUUACAGCCGGGAAAAUACGUCAAGGUCUUUGUUGUAUUUCUGCUGGUCGAGGGCAGAAUUCGGGCUAGAGUGGUCUCUCCUGGCAGACUUUCUUGAGCCAGUGGUGUUUACCAAUGACUUAAGGCAAGUGUCAGAUAGCUAAAGAACUUUGACAAGUCAUUUGACCCACUUGCCUCUUUCUUGGUAGGUUGAUGGCUGAUUGAAUCAGCCAAGACAUGUGAUGAAUAUUCUUCCAGGGACAGAGUCUACUCAAAGUGUCCCUGUCAAUAUCUUCCAGGAUUUAAUCACGUUUGCUGUCAAAAAGGUCUUCCUUGAUUUCUUGCUUCCAGGAUUAUGGGAUUUAGGUAUACAUUGCACUAGGUACCAGGUAGAAUACAUAGAGGGCCACUGGGAGAGAAACUUCAGAUGAUAAGUCAUGCUUGAGGCCAACUUUCUAUGGCUAGUGUGCUAGUGUCCAAGACCAGAGGCUUGGUAAAAUUAGGAAGCAGCCCCUUCCUCUUGGCCGAGGGAUGAAAUAUUGUGACCCUCAGAAGUGUUUGCUAACAAAAAGAUUUCUCAAUGAGAGAGAUAGACCAAGUGUAGAGGAGGGAGGGAACUCGUUAAUUAGGCAAGAGGUUCCUGGGUAGCUACUAAGGUAUUCCUUGAGGAUAUGAUCCUUGUCAACCAAGUGGGUCAGUUACAGUGGACAGAUAUCAUGGUAAAGUGGAAAGACUGCUGCACUUGGAGUUAGAGGUCCUUGAUUCAAAUCCUUGCUCUAUUUUUUACUUUAUGACCCAGGGCAAGUCAUUUUAUUCCUUUUAGCCUCAGCUCUUCAUCUGUACAAUGAAGGAGAUUGAUUGGCUGUUCUCUAAAUUUCCUUCCAGUUUUAAUUUUAUACCGAACCUAGGAGAUUCUGAGACUUUAAAAUAGUCUUUUUAAAAUAGUGGAUUCUUCACGUUGGACCUACUUGUUUUUAAGGGUUUUUCCUUCUAUUUUGGAGCCUCUUGGAUUGGCUUAAGCAUAAAGAAGGUAAAUUAAUGAAACCAAUGGGUCUAAACUAAAUCAGGAGUGGGCCAGGCCUCCCUCCUUCCCUUGGUUGCAAGAUGAUUUCAAAAAAAGAAAAGAAAAGAAUAAAUAAGUUAACUGGGAGUUCACCUUUGUACUGAGAACUAUAGUUAAAACAGUUUGCAAAUUAAAAGCUUUUCCUAGGAGUAGGAGGCUGCAAUGAGAGGAUAACCACAAAGGCCUUUAGAAUUUGGCAGCUAUAGGAGGCUGCAGAGAAAAAGGCUACACAGAUGAUGAAGAAGCCAGAGCUUAGCUUCUGGAAUGAAUGCACUGUUUCUGUUAAUUACAACACUCUCCCCACCACACACACCAAACUCCUCCUGGCUGACAUAUCUUUGAAUUUCCCUUAAUUUAAUUUAAUUUAAUUUUUUUAAAGACUGAAUUUCCUUAUCUUGUCUGGGCUGGGUGCAUCGGGGCAGCUCAUGAACUUGGUCUCACUCUUUGUAGCACUGAAGCUUUGACCCUCUCUAUGUCUGAUCUAGCCUAGUUUGCCCUUCAUUAGGCAACCUGUUGGCCCUCAGUUUCUGCUGCUUCACCAAAAUUAUGCUGACCUUAUUAAUAAAGCAGAAAUGACUUCGUCCAGUGCAACUCCACAUUCCCAGGACCAGCAAGCUUUCCAGAGCCAGCAUAGCCUCCUGGGAUUACACGUGGAUGCUAUUGUAUCCCACCCAAGAUAGUUUAGAAGUAAGCGAGCAAGAAAAUGCCUAAUUGUUGGGGGAUCCAAUGCUGUUUACCUUUAAAUAAACAGGUAUCAGUUUUAUACAAGGUAUCAUUGGGAUUUGGCUGAUUACUGAAGACAUCAGGAGAAAAAAUCCUGAUGUGUCCAUGAUCUCAUUUGUUUAGAGAAUGUAAAGAGGGGAAAACUAUAGACUGCAUGAUAGAUGCUUGUAUGACUUGAUCUAUCACUGCACCAGAUACAACAGGGAAGUUAGGCUCCUUCUUUCCUUUGAAAAUAAAAGCUUCGAUUUGCCUGAUUUAACUACGUUUCACCCCAGAAGACUCCUAAAUUCAUAGAUUCUCAGAGUUGGAAGAAGGAAAGUAAAUAAUUUAUAAAAUUCCCAAGUCACAGAAUAUUAGAUUUGGAAGGGUUCUCAGUCAUAUCUGGGCCAACUCAGGCUGGAAACUAACAUACCCUACAAGUAUCUGUUCUUCUUCCACAGGAAGACAUCCAAUGGAGCGAUUGGGAGGGCUGUCCCAUCUUGAGAUAUCCCAUUCCAUUUUGGGAUGAUUAUCAUUGUUGGGAAAUUUUCCCCAAAGACUGUAAAUUGCCUUUUUGUAACUUUCCCAUAGUGCUCCUGGUUCUGCCUUCUUGGCCCAAGCAGAACAGAUUUGAACCCUCUGUGUGAGAGUCCUUCACACAUUUGAAAAUAGCCCUCAUAGCCCUCAUCCUCCACACACACCAAUCUUUUCUCUGAGUCUCUUAAACUUCUCCUCUCUCCUAGUUCCUUCAACCAUUUCUUAUUUGAUAUGAACUCAAGGUUCUUUAACAUCCUGGUUGCCAUCUUCUGACAUUCUCCAGCUUAUAAAUUUUUUUUUCUUAAAUUGUGGGACUUUUGGUCCUAGAACUAAGCCAGUACUCCAGAUGAGGUUGGAAUGGUCAGAGGAUAGAGAGACUAUAUCUUCUUUUAUGUCACACUCCUUUAAAUAAAGCUCUAAAACACAAUCACAUUUUUGGCCACCAAUAAAAUAACUAUAGAAUCCACAAGGACCGUAGAUUGAGAGCCAGAAGGGAUCUUUGAAAUCAUUUCAUCCAACUCCCUAAUUUUAGAGAUGAGGAAACUGAGACUCAGAGAUUGCAAUUUGCCCAAUAUCACAAAGGCAAUAAAUAAAUGGCAGAGACUGGAUUCGAAUUUACAGCUUCUGAUUUUAACUCUCAUGCUCUUUCCACUAUACCAUGAUGCCUCUUCAUAUUCUAAUCCAUCAUUUUAAUCCAUCUUUUAAAUUUUAUUUUUAAUUAGACACAUUGAUAAAGCACCUAAUAUGUACCAGAUACUGUCCUUGGUAUUAUGGAUGCAAACUUUAAAGUUAAACAAUCCUUCCCUUCAAGGAACUUUUAUUCUAUAGCAAUCACCAAUAAGUGGUCAUCCAGUGAGGGGAAAUCUACUAUUCAUUUUUUAGAAAACAUUAUUUAGCACUUAUUGUCUACAAAGCACUGUGCUAGGUUGUGGGCAUAGAGGAGUUUGGGUUCCCCAUACAUUGAACAAUUUCUUCAUCUCUAAAAUGAGAGGGUUGAACUAGAUGGCCACUGUGGUCUCUCCCAGCCCUUAAUGGUCAUAGGACCCUCUGAGUCUUCCUAACUUCCCAAGAUAGUUUGUCAAUCAAUCAUUCAAUUAAGAAGCAUUUUUAAGCAUUUAGUGUAUGACCUCAGUGUUCUUGGAACCAGGUAUACAAGGACAAAAAGAAACAGUCCCUGUUCUAUAGGAGUUGAGUAUUCCAAAGGCACAGCACAUGUUAGGGUAGCUCCAAUUGUCCGUAGAACUUUCUCUUUGAAAUGUCAACACUUCGCUUCCAGGGUCCUGGAUGCACAAUAAAAAGACACAGCCCAGAAGCAGCUGUAGACACUGAAAUGACAGAAAUGGAGCUAACAUAUAAGCUAGAGAAAGUGAAGCCCAGCAUUUCUAGGGAGAGGAUGGCCAUCCCAUUAGAACAUCAGCUUCUUAAGGUCAGGGACUAGCUUUGCCUUGGUUUGUACUCCCAAGGUUUUUAGUCCAGUACCUGGUGUGAAUUGCUUAACAAAUUCUUGUUCAAUGAUUGGCUUAUCUCAAUGAUCAAAACCUAGCAACUGAAAAAACAAUCUUUCAUCCCUAGAGACUGUUCCCCUAUCCCACCCAGACUGGAAGAGUAGGAGCCAGCCAUGGCCACUAAGAGGGUGAUCCAACUGCUAAUCUCUUCUUUUGGACCUCUCUCCUUCCUGGAGCUAAUGAGAUUGGGGUUGGACCUCAUGUGGAAACCUGAGAACUCCUGAAUUCAAGCAAUCUGCCAACCUCAGCUACCCUAGAACCAAGGACCAUAGGGAACAUGGGCUUUGGACACCAUGCCUGGCUUAGUGUGAUUUGCCAAUAACCGAAGGACAAGAAUGAGAGAAGGGAUGAGAGGGAAGGAGGGAGGCAAAUUAUCUAGAAACCAGGAGCCUGAACUUCCUGCAAAUUUAAGAAGAUAUUUGAGGGAAAUCAGGCUUCAGACACUUGCUAGCUGUGUGACCUGGGCAAGUCACUUAAUCUCAUUUGUCUAGCCCUUGCCCUUCAUUUACAAUUGUUACUAAGACAGAAAGUAAGGGUUUUUUUUUAAAAGAAGAUAUUUAAAGGUAAAUUGGCCAUUCCACUAGAGAGCAGGGAGAGAGAGCACUAUAAUGCUUCCCCCCCCCUUUCUUUUCCUUUUUAUUUUAAUUUUAGGGCAUACAUGAUAUCUCUUCCACUUGUGUGCAGAUUCAGAAAGGGGAAAACUGCUUUGUGAGGAUUUUACUUUGCAUAUUGGCCAAACUAGCAUCAUGAAAUGCAGAACAUCUGGCCCAUCACCACAUCUGUUUAAGAAUCAUUCUCCAUAGCUUUCCUUUCAAUUCCUUUUGGUUAUAAUUUAUCCUGAAAAUUUUUGCUAAGGCAGUCAAAGGGUCAUAGAUUUAGAAUGAGAAAAGAACUUAGAGGAUCAUCUAGACCAGUGGUGCCAAACUCAAAUGGAAACAGAUCUCUGAAGCUUAGAAAACCACAGAUCAACAUUAUCUAUGUCAUAUCAUAUUAUUUAUUUUGUUCAACAUUUCCCAAUUACAUUUUAAUCUCAUUCUGACUGCACUGGAGGGCCUCAAAUUGACACUUCUAAUUUUUUACAUUAAGAAACUAAAGCCCAAAGAGGAAAGGUGACUUGUACAAACUCACACGACUAGGAUGCAUGUUACACACAUGCAUUAUGUUCAUGUAUGACAUACAAAUAACACACAUCCGUAUGUAUGUUAGAACUAAGACGUGAACCUAGAUCCUUGAACCCUACUGCAGAGCCAACAGUCCUUGUACUGCUCCCUACAGACUUCCCACUGUGGUGCAGAAUUGUGGAGUUAAAGAAUUAUACUCAUGAUAGCUGGAAGGGACCUUAGAUAGGAUCUGGUCCAACCCUUUCUACAGAUGAGAAAAACUGAGGACUAGAAAGUGACUAACCCAGUUAGUAAGUGGCAUAAUCAGGAGUAGACGGGGGUCACUUUACUAAGCAUCCACUGCUGAUUUACUACUCUUCCUACAAGAGGGCAUUGUCUAACCAUAGAACAGGACCAUUCAGAUCAAAUAAAGGGGCGCUUACCCUGAAAUGUUCAUAUAACUGAGAUGAAAACAGAAUGAGUUAUCUCAGUGCUUGACUUAGCGCUUUACUUCACUGGGUAUUUGUGGGUAGAAACAAAAUGUCAAUGGUAUGUAGGCAGAGAAAUGGAUCUCCCAGCAAAGCACCAUUUUAUGUAACCUGUAUAGAGGAAGUAUGGCAUAAUGAGUAGAGUGCUAGACUCGGGUUCAAAUCCUCUCUCCAGCAUUUAUUAAAUUUGUGACCUUGGGCAAUCCACUAGAUGUCUACAUGACUCAGACAACUCCCUAGGAUUUCUCUACUAAGUUGAAGGGAUAGUCCAUGUGCAUUGAUGGAGGGAAUUUCCCCUGUUGGAGUCUACCAAGCAGUUGGUUGGAAAUUUACAUCCUUCCUGUAUAGUACAUUAUAUGAAUAAAUACAUAACAUAUGAGCUCUUUUAAAUGGACAAUGGCAAAGUUAUGCUAAAAGCAUACAGUGAAUUUUUUCUUUUUUUUCUUCAUUUAACUUAAUGCACACAACAUAGCAAGGAUGCUAAAAGGUAUAUUGGAAUGAAAGCAUUUGGAGAGAGUAAUGUGCAAGGAGGCAGGUUGACAGUGUACAUACAUCACCCCUUGAAAUAUUUAAAUGGUAGAGGAAAACUGACAAGUUAUACCCUCUUGAAAUGCAAGAAAUUCAAAAAUUCUGACCUGGAAAGAAAACAGUUUUUGGUUGGGGCUAUUGGUAGUGAUGCUGAGGUCUUUAAACCUCAUUUUUCAUUGUUCUCUGGAAUUUGUUUUUGCUUCCUCUCCCUCCUCCCCUUGAAAUAUUUCAGAAAUAAAGUUUUCCAAUAUAAAGGUGUCUUCUAACCACAGGGUAAGUCAUCAUUUUUAACAUGGAAAUAAACAUUUAAACAUUCUUCAA